GUCAACAGAGGAAGAGAAGAAGUGGAGAGGCGUGGCGUACGAUUCAGACAGCCUUUCGUUGCUAUGAGGAAAUCCGAGGCACUUUUUCCGAGAAAUCACGGGUGUGUACACCGGUGCUUGUCCACUGCCAUAGAGAUUGUGAAUGCACCCUUGUCACAGAGCCGAAUGGUGAUGACAUUUUUGGGGGGCCACAUGAAGCAAAACUGCAUGGAACCGGGGAUCGAGUUUGGACCCAGCAAGCUGACCCCCGAGGACAGACACAAAUACGACUUGUACUAUCGGAAACUGAAGAUCUUUCGCGAGCAACUUCCGUCAAACCUCAUGUCGAAACUCUCCUCACACCAGCUACGAGAGCUGGCCGGCUCACUGCUGGACGGGACCGUCUUUGCCAUCGUGGGAGAGCUCGAGGACAUUCAGAAGGAGACGGAGAGACUUCUGCUCAAGAAGAGGAUGGAGGUGGUUAACAGACACAAGGGUCGGAAAGUGGAGCUGGCGAAACGACACGGGCUGGAGCUGGACACUGCCGAGAGCAAGCCGAACACAGUUCCACUCGUGAUGAGUCGACAAGAGACCGAGAAAGCUGAGCUGGAGAAGAAACUCGCGGAGGAGAUGAGGUCGACGGACAAGACCCUCGUCCUGGAACUGGACCAGCUGGUGGCAGACCAGCAGUCCACAAUGCUGCAGUGUGCCCUUCCGCUAUUCUCCGUCACCAAUAGCCCUCAGGAGGUCCAGCUGCAGAUGCACCUACUGCGAUUUCUCCAGAAGAUGAACGCUGCUGCAACUGCUUCUACUACUGGAUCACAGGCAUCCUCCUAGUUCAAUGUACAUAUUACAAUACACUGUUCCUUCCUAAUAUAGUUGCAAAGUUGGAGUUGGCUAUUUCUUGUGUUAUUAUGACGAUGAUCCUCACAAUGAUGUGCAGAGUUUAAUAGCUUUCUUCACCGGGCUACCUCACGCAAG
This is a messenger RNA of Geodia barretti, 960 nucleotides long. The record is from the annotation of a GenBank genome assembly. NCBI's taxonomy places the organism in Eukaryota, Metazoa, Porifera, Demospongiae, Tetractinellida, Geodiidae.